CUUCUGAUGAAGGGACGGCGGUGGGAAACAUGGCGGUGACUCUGCGCUCCUCUGGCUGGUGGCAACACUGGCGGCGGCGUUGGUCGGCUAGGGAUGGGUCCAGGAUUUUGCUUCUUCUUCUGUUGUUGGGGUCUGGGCAGGGGCCACGGCAAGUCGGGGCGGGUCAGGCGUUCGAGUACUUGAAACGGGAGCACUCGCUGUCGAAGCCCUACCAGGGUGUGGGCACGGGCAGUUCCUCACUGUGGAAUCUGAUGGGCAAUGCCAUGGUGAUGACCCAGUACAUCCGCCUCACUCCAGAUAUGCAGAGUAAACAGGGUGCCUUGUGGAACCGGGUGCCAUGUUUCCUGAGGGACUGGGAACUGCAGGUGCACUUCAAGAUCCACGGCCAGGGCAAGAAGAACCUGCACGGGGACGGCCUCGCCAUCUGGUACACGAAGGAUCGGAUGCAGCCAGGGCCUGUGUUUGGAAACAUGGACAAAUUUGUGGGGCUGGGAGUAUUUGUAGACACCUACCCCAAUGAGGAGAAGCAGCAAGAGGCCCAGAAGAGGCGAUACUCUCCGGGAGUCCAGCGCGUGUUCCCCUACAUCUCCGUCAUGGUGAACAACGGCUCCCUCAGCUAUGACCACGAGCGCGACGGGCGGCCCACGGAGCUGGGGGGCUGCACAGCCAUCGUCCGCAACCUGCACUACGACACCUUCCUCGUGAUCCGCUACGCCAAGAGGCACCUGACGAUCAUGAUGGACAUCGACGGCAAGCAUGAGUGGAGAGACUGCCUGGAGGUGCCCGGCGUCCGCCUGCCCCGCGGGUACUACUUCGGCACCUCCUCCAUCACCGGCGACCUCUCAGACAACCACGACGUCAUUUCCCUGAAGCUGUUCGAGCUGACGGUGGAGAGGACCCCAGAGGAGGAAAAGCUGCACCGUGACGUGUUCCUGCCCUCGGUGGACAAUAUGAAGCUGCCUGAGAUGACAGUCCCAAUGCAGCCCCUGAGUGGCCUGGCCCUCUUCCUCAUCGUCUUCUUCUCCCUGGUGUUUUCUGUGUUCGCCAUUGUCAUCGGUGUCAUCCUCUACAACAAAUGGCAGGAACACAGUCGAAAGCGCUUCUACUGAGCCCUCCUGCUGCCAUCCCCUCUGUGACAACGGUGUGGCCUCAGCUGGCCUGGAUGAGGACUUUGUUCCAUCACUUUCGCUUUGGAUGAAUUCAAGGACUCUGCCUUCCCAGGGUCACCCUUGGGGACGUCUGACUGCAGCCCGGGCCACUGCUGUGACGUGCCUUUCCCUGAAUCCCUCCCCCGGAGUGAAGAGGCAUGGAGAGCAUGCGUGCGGCUGCAGGCCUGGGUGCUGGAACCACGGGGUGGCCCAUCCUCACAUCCACUCGGGGCAGCCCUCAUACCUUCAGGCCAUUUGGGUUUUGCUCUUUGCCCAAACCUCCACACCCCGAGGAGCUCCCCGUGAAACCUGUGUGGAACUUCUUUCCUGCUUCCUGUCCUCCCACUGUCCAUUGUCCUUUGAUAUGCAGCCUGAGCUGGAUGCCUCUGUGGGGCUAUCAGGGAGACUGAGGCUUCAGGGACCCUCCCUGAAGGCUCUGGGGCUUGGGCUUUGGUGCAAGGCUCCAGCUCUGUCCUCUGCAGGGGCCGUGGGUAUGUCGGCAUGCCUGGGUCCCUCUGUGCCACUUUUGGCUGGCAGUCGGCGUGCAAGUUGAGAGUAGCUGGAGAAAAGGUUGUGUAGCUGACUAGGUCUGAGUUUGCCACAGAAAGCGGCCUUUGUCACGUGCCCUGGACCUGCUGGAGCCUGCAUGUUCUCUGCUGAUUGGGAUUUUGGGAAAGCUGCUUUGAGACUGAAAGUACGAGGCAGCAUUGUUCUUCCUGCCUAUUCUGGUGCCCCCACCACCCUGGAGGAAAAUCAUCUUCUUUUCCUUGAUGGAGAAGAAAUAGUCACUGUUCUCAUGUCGUAAGCCUGGGAGGGCAAGUGGCCACUGAGCAGCACAGCCUGAGUGCUGCCCGAAUUGUCGACCCUUCUUCCACUGCCUUAUCUGACAAGGGUCACGUGCUGCUCCCCUGCCUGCCUGGAUGGAGGUGUUUUGGCCUCGGAGGUGCCCGAAGGACAGCUGUCCUUGGACCUCUGUAACUGAAGGGAAAUUCUAGAGUGGAUGAUAGAACCAGUCGUGA
This is a messenger RNA of Cavia porcellus (domestic guinea pig), 2167 nucleotides long. RefSeq names its product lectin, mannose binding 2 like (gene Lman2l). Lineage: Eukaryota; Metazoa; Chordata; Mammalia; Rodentia; Caviidae. Gene Ontology annotation, biological process: endoplasmic reticulum to Golgi vesicle-mediated transport. The record is from RefSeq and is a predicted model, not a curated record. Bases 30 to 1109 code for a protein of 359 amino acids. The transcript is spliced from 9 exons. Gene Ontology annotation, molecular function: D-mannose binding. Gene Ontology annotation, cellular component: endoplasmic reticulum-Golgi intermediate compartment; COPII-coated ER to Golgi transport vesicle; endoplasmic reticulum membrane.